Penicillium subrubescens is the source of this 768-nucleotide messenger RNA. RefSeq lists its product as uncharacterized. NCBI's taxonomy places the organism in Eukaryota, Fungi, Ascomycota, Eurotiomycetes, Eurotiales, Aspergillaceae. The record is from RefSeq and is a predicted model, not a curated record. The transcript has a single exon. The coding region runs from base 1 to 768 and encodes 255 amino acids.
AUGCAGCUCGUCGCAUAUGAUGGAAAGAACGAUGGCCUGUUCUGCAGUGCUAUCCUGGAGAGUGGUAGCCCUGUCGCCAAGUUCACUAAUGCUAACGGCUGGCAACCAUACUUUGACGCUCUCGUUAAGAAGACGGGAUGCGCUAAUGCUCCUAAUCGAUUGGACUGUCUCAGGGGGCUUCCCUGGGAGACUCUCAGUGCCAUCUUUAACGGCACGAACCCGUUGAAUGUCACAGCGCCCACUCUCAGCGCUGUCAUCGACGGCGACUUCAUGACCGCCCAAGGAUCUGCUCUGCUGAAGCAGGGCAAGUUUGCCAAGGUUGCGCUCUUGACUGGCAACAAUUUCGAUGAGGGUACCGCAUACACAAAGCAGGGCAUUAGCACCGACGCUCAGUUUGAGGCGUGGCUCAUCAGCCAGGGCCUUGACAGCGACCAGAUUGAGUCUAUUUCUGAGCUUUACCCCAAUGAUCCUCUCCUGGGUAUUCCCGCCUCUUAUAUUGGCACGCCUCCCGCGGUGCCCUAUGGCCUUGAGUUCAAGCGAGUGGCGGCCUUCGCUGGAGACUACCAACAGCACGAUGGCCGAAGACUUCUCGUCGAGUCCUAUGCCGGUGCUGGACUGUCUGUGUACUCUUACCUGUGGAAUGUCUUCGUCAACGGUAUUCCCGCUAUCUAUGGAGCCACGCAUUUCCAGGAGGUUGCAUUCGUUUUCGAAUCUUCCUCGCAAUUUGACUUUGACCCCACACGGAACACCGAAUGUCAUCUAACUUAG